Molecule: messenger RNA, 1972 nt
Organism: Planococcus citri (citrus mealybug)
Lineage: Eukaryota; Metazoa; Arthropoda; Insecta; Hemiptera; Pseudococcidae
Exons: 5
Coding region: 406-1155 (249 amino acids)
Source: RefSeq, a predicted model, not a curated record
AGGCCGGCGAGGCGGCGAUAUGAAUUGGUUGACUUUCUUCACAGGAUUACCAAAGUUUUUUCCAGAAUAAUAAUCAUCAAUUAUUGACGAAGCGGCGAUGUAUUUUUAAAUUGCAUUUGUUAGACACUUGGGACAGACUUGUGAAGUGGAGAUGGUAUGGUUGUUGUUAGUAAUUUCAUUAGCGAAUGAUUUAUCCCUUCCCCAGCCUUUGGUUGUCGACCUCCGUCCCUCCACUUCACAGUCUGAUAAUAGUGAUGUUUUUAUGCGCGGUGAACUGUAGUGUAAAGGCCUAUAUAAUGGCCUAAAUAACAUAACUGAUAAGCGAAGUGAAGACGAAGACUGGAAACGAAACAAACGGAGAGGAUGGAUCAAAGUUUAUCCAUGAGAAUAGUACCAAACUGAAACAUGAGUGGAAAAUCUAAUAACAGUUCAAUUAUAAGAAAUAAUUUUCAUUGCAAAUCCAUUUCUCAAGCGAAAAAAGUUGCAGGAAGAAAGUCGCGUACGAGAUGGUCUCAGCGAGAGAAACGACUUCUCUUAUCUGUACUAAAAAAUGUUGGUCAUUCGGAUGUGAAUGAAUUGAUGAAAGCUCUUCCACUUAAAAAUAGAUACCAGAUUUCAAAAUAUUUAAAUAAAGCAAAACAAAAGGCUUCAACUGAAUUAAAAAAGAAGUAUUCUAGAGGGCAGCAUACGCUUCAAAGGAUACAUCAAUGGAUUUCAUUAUUGAAUUUGAAUGAAGCUGACUCAAUUUUACAUAAUAACUUAUCGGCAUUUAUUUUACCAAUUGUGAUGAAACCCGGUAUAUUUCCAUCCAAAUCUCAGGCCGAUUUUGAACUAGUAAAUUUCAAGUUAGCUUAUCGAUUCAUCUUUGAAUCCUUACAAAAUUCAACAUUGAACCAGACUGAAAUCAACGAUGAAAUUAAGGCUUUGCUGUUUUCUGGUUUUAAUCAAAUAACUUAUGAAAUUAAAGGUGAAAAAAGUGAAGGAAACGAGAUAUUCAAUUCCUCAGUUGUUAAAUUCAUGAAUCAGGUUUACAAAUCAAGAUUGGCCAGUUCAGUCGAGCGUCAGAAAAUUACUCAUGGUCAAGAUAUUUUUUCCCUGUUCGAGAUCAAUCCAUUUCUUUGGACAAAUGAAGAAAUUAGAAUUUUAUGCCUUUAAACUCACCUACACAUGCAUUGGAUUAAAGAUAAAAAAUAAUUACCAAAAAUGACUAGGAAUGACCAGACAACAUUUCUCGUUUUCGCACAGUAUUACUUUACUACCAAUGGAGAGCUUUUAUCCCAAAAAUAAUAAACUGGGAUUAAGAAAUGUGCCAAAAUUACGAUUAAAAUGAAGUAAGUUUAAUGAAGGGCAGUUACAAUUUGCUUUGGGUUUCUUGAAAAGUUUAGAACACAUCACUGUUUCAUUUAAAUUUCUUCAUCCCUCUAGUUUUUUUAAGUGUAUUGGCAAAUUUCAAUAUCUCAGCGUUUUCAUCAUCACAUACUUCUUUCUUCGAUUUGAAUUCAAGUAGUGAAGCUGCGAAUCCAACGAUGAUGAUGCCUACAGAACAGCAACAGCAUAAAUAUAAUUAACUGAAAAAUGUGACCACACAUCAGAACAUAAUACCUAUGAGACUUUCAAUCCAACACUUACCAUUCAGAACGCAAGGUAGUAUUACUUGAAAGUCGAAUGAAAUUGUAUGAAAUACAAACGUUUCUGUCAGAUAUACGUUUAAAUUCAAAAAUGAAGAGAAUAUUCCCAAACUAAUUAACCUGUGAAGUGACGAAUAGAAAAAAUGAAAAAUUCUGUCAUUCAGAUUACAUGAUAAAUGAGAGAGAAUUGGAAACGAAUUCUACUCACGGUUUAUGGUAAAUACACAGAGCACAGUGUAUUAAAAUUAGAGCUUGAAGAAACGCAAAACUUCCGAACACUCGGGGUAAGAUUAAAUUUACUGUAAAAUCACAUGCUCAUCAGUAAAUAAAAUAUUCGAAUUAUU